ACAGUCUUCGUCUGUGUCGUAUACGUAGGGUUCAAGUCUCUAUUAUUUUCGAUUUUGCGCUCAUUUAUUUAUUCCGUAAAGGGCAAAUUCGAUUGCCCUCGCCGACGCCAUGGCUAAAAGCUCAUUUAAGUUGGAACACCCUCUCGAGAGGCGACAGGCUGAAGCUGCUCGUAUUAGGGAGAAGUACCCUGACAGAAUCCCGGUUAUUGUGGAGAAGGCUGAACGCAGUGACAUUCCUGAUAUUGAUAAGAAAAAGUAUCUAGUUCCUGCUGAUCUUACUGUCGGGCAAUUUGUAUAUGUUGUCCGCAAAAGAAUUAAGCUCAGUGCUGAGAAAGCCAUCUUUAUCUUCGUCAAGAAUGUGCUCCCUCCUACGGCUGCAAUGAUGUCGGCUAUCUAUGAGGAAAACAAAGAUGAGGAUGGAUUCCUAUACAUGACUUACAGUGGCGAGAAUACUUUUGGUUUGCUCUGAGAUUGAAGCUCAGUGGAGCUAUGUACAUAGUCAAAUAACGCUUUGCAAAUAUUUUCAGUUAUCCAUCUGGAGUUAUCUUCUCGAAAGAUUGUCUUUAACUUUUCUGAAUCGGAAAAUGUCAAUACUUUGGUGACAUCUAAUUAUAUAUAAUUCAGUUUCCUUAUCA
Salvia miltiorrhiza (redroot sage) is the source of this 635-nucleotide messenger RNA. RefSeq names its product autophagy-related protein 8C-like. The record is from RefSeq and is a predicted model, not a curated record. The coding region runs from base 110 to 469 and encodes 119 amino acids. Gene Ontology annotation, biological process: cellular response to nitrogen starvation. The transcript is spliced from 6 exons. Lineage: Eukaryota; Viridiplantae; Streptophyta; Magnoliopsida; Lamiales; Lamiaceae.